Messenger RNA from Ipomoea triloba (trilobed morning glory), 1079 nucleotides. Its product is annotated as galactoside 2-alpha-L-fucosyltransferase-like. Lineage: Eukaryota; Viridiplantae; Streptophyta; Magnoliopsida; Solanales; Convolvulaceae. Gene Ontology annotation, cellular component: Golgi apparatus; membrane. Bases 180 to 911 code for a protein of 243 amino acids. Gene Ontology annotation, biological process: cell wall biogenesis; xyloglucan biosynthetic process. The transcript has 3 exons. The record is from RefSeq and is a predicted model, not a curated record. Gene Ontology annotation, molecular function: galactoside 2-alpha-L-fucosyltransferase activity.
UUCCUCUUCUUUUGGCGUUCGGCGGUUCAUCAGCAGAAGGAACAAACUAUUUUCUCCUUCAUCUUUGGUGUAGUUUUGCCGUGCUAUUUUGUCGUGGGUUUGCCUAGCUCUUGGGUAUUUUCUUCAUCAAAUAUUUAGAGAGGAAGUGGGAUUUUUCCUAACAGAAAGAUCUGGAAAACAUGUUUCCCGACAGGGAAUCCGUGUUCCACCUCCUGGCACGCUACCUGUUUCAUCCCACGAAUCCUGUCUGGGACCUCAUUACCAGAUUCCAUGAAGCUUACCUCACCGGAGCCGAUGAGAAGAUCGGACUUCAGGUCCGAGUGUUCGACCGUCCGGGCCCGUUCCAGCACGUGUUAGAUCAGAUACUAUCAUGUACGAUGAAGGAGAACAUACUCCCACAAAUAAAUCCAAAAGCUCCCCGCCGGCCCGCCCUAAACAGUAGCUGUGUUUGGGCCAGUACCAGAAAGAACAAGACAAAAGUUGUGUUGAUAACAUCCUUAAGUUCCUGGUAUGGCGACAAGAUUCGAGACAUGUAUUUGCAGAAUCCAACGUUAACCGGCGAGGUGGUCCGAGUUCACCAGCCCAGCCACGAAGAAAAGCAGAAAUAUGAGGAAACGUUGCACUACUCGAAGGCGUUGGCGGAGAUGUAUCUUCUGGGGAUGAGUGAUAGAUUGGUUACGAGUGGAUGUUCCACUUUUGGGUAUGUAGCUCAGGGGCUUGGAGGUUUGCAUUCAUGGCUUAUGUUCGCGCCGAAGAACCGGAAAGUUCCAGAUCCGCCGUGUCAGCGCGUCGCCUCCAUGGAUCCUUGCUAUCUUCUCCGACCGGCCGAUACCUCUAAGACGCCGCUUCUUAAUUACACAAGGUCCUGUGAAGAUAGAGAGUGGGGUCUUAAGCUCUUCCCGGCCGGUUAAUAACCAAACAAGAUUUCAACAUUAUAUUUUACUUCAAUUAUAUUCUCUAAUUUUCAUUUUUCAGUUUAUGCUUUUGAGUUAAAAAGAAUAUAAUUGCUAAAUGCUAAUAAAUACAUUUUCUGUAGUAAUACAACAUUCAUCUAAUCUGGAAAGAAUACCUUACCGCCA